Messenger RNA from Daktulosphaira vitifoliae (grape phylloxera), 735 nucleotides. RefSeq names its product protein SYS1 homolog (gene Sys1). The transcript is spliced from 4 exons. Gene Ontology annotation, biological process: protein localization to Golgi apparatus; Golgi to endosome transport; Golgi to plasma membrane protein transport. Lineage: Eukaryota; Metazoa; Arthropoda; Insecta; Hemiptera; Phylloxeridae. Gene Ontology annotation, cellular component: Golgi membrane; trans-Golgi network. The coding region runs from base 109 to 681 and encodes 190 amino acids. The record is from RefSeq and is a predicted model, not a curated record.
AUAAUUUAUUAAGUUAUCAAGUGGUUAAUUGUUCAUAAUUUAGUAUUUGACAAAAUUUAUAACAACAAUAACGUUUUUACUCCAAUACUUUAAAAUCAAUCAAUAUUAAUGAGGACUUUUCAUUUUCCAACAAUGUCAAUAUCGCUAUGGUCGAUAUUAAACAGAUUUACUGGUUCAGAUAAAACUGCAUCUUAUAGUCGUUUAUCAACAGAAAGUGGUCAUUUUCGAAUUACUGUUUGGGAUCCUGUGCUUAUAAUAGCUCAGAUAGUGUCUGUUCAAUCAUUGUACUAUUUUACCAUGUGUAUUUGGAUUACAAUAAUUUGUUACUUAGUCGGUACAUCGAGAUCAUUGGAUGUCAUAUUCGAAUUCAAAGAGUUGAGUACAGUGAGUGGGGAAAAAUAUGUUUUGGUUGUAUUUGCAUUAAAUUCAUUAAGCGGGGCAACAUUUAUUUGGAAAAUUGUUGAACGGUACAGAUUAUGUUUGGAUUAUUCAUGCACAAUUCAUAUCAUUCAUUUAGUUGCUUGUAUUUGGUAUAAUGGAACACUACCUACAUUAUUUUGGUGGUUAUUAAAUGCUACUUGUGCAGCCAUUACUUGUAUAUGUGCUGAAUUCCUAUGUAUGCGCACUGAACUGAAUGCCAUACCUGUAAAUAGUGGUCAACCGCCAAAAGUAGAUUUAUGAUAUAGGUUGUAAAUUUGUAUCUCAUUAUUAAAUCGAAUAUUUUGUCAGGAAAAA